UCUUCCCCAAAAAAUCAACCCAAAAAACCAGAAUCCAUCAACACCGGGUCAAACUCCAUCUCCCACCACAAGCCGCCCGGACAACCAUGGAUAAUCCGACCUCAAACUCAAAGCGGCGGCACAAGAAGCAGCGCCACCACAACAACGAGGAAGACGACGACGACGACGACGAAGUAAGAGAUCCGGAAGUUUUAGCGUCGUUUAACACAACGUUCCGGCAAGUACAGUCGGUGUUGGAUCGGAACAGAAGCUUGAUUCAGCAAGUUAACGAGAAUCAUCAGUCGAGAAUUGCUGACAAUAUGGUGAAAAACGUGGCGUUGAUUCAGGAGCUUAACGGUAAUAUUUCGAAAGUUGUGUCGCUUUACUCGGAUUUGAAUUCUAAUUUUUCUAACUCUUAUCAUAGCCACCGUGACGGUGGCGGCGGUUCGGGGAAUAAUAGUAAUAGUAGUGGUAGAACGUAGGCGAUUUUAGUUUGAUUGAAUUAUAAAUGAAGAAAAUAAAUGUGUUUGUGUUUCUUAGUAUGUAAUUUGGAAAUUAUAAAUGAAGAAAAUAAAUGUGUUUGUGUUU
Mercurialis annua (annual mercury) is the source of this 567-nucleotide messenger RNA. Its product is annotated as protein EARLY FLOWERING 4. Gene Ontology annotation, cellular component: nucleus. The coding region runs from base 87 to 461 and encodes 124 amino acids. The transcript has a single exon. The record is from RefSeq and is a predicted model, not a curated record. Lineage: Eukaryota; Viridiplantae; Streptophyta; Magnoliopsida; Malpighiales; Euphorbiaceae. Gene Ontology annotation, biological process: entrainment of circadian clock; positive regulation of circadian rhythm.